Molecule: messenger RNA, 606 nt
Organism: Rhizophagus irregularis DAOM 181602=DAOM 197198
Lineage: Eukaryota; Fungi; Glomeromycota; Glomeromycetes; Glomerales; Glomeraceae
Source: RefSeq, a predicted model, not a curated record
GCACAUUGUUAAAUAAAAUUUUUAUUAUUCACUCAUCUAUCAAGCUAUUUCCUAAAUAAAAACGUACAACCAUCCUAAUCACUGAAAAUAUUUUAUUUUGUUAUAAAUUUAUUCCGUGAUAGUUAAAAAUUAGAUUGCAUCCAGCUAGUAAUUUACGAAACAAUUAUUUUGAUUUUUUUUUAGUUUUCUUGGAUGGUGAAGCAAUUGGUAGUCCCGAACUUGGAAGUCGAGUCACUUUACGUGGCUUUUUAAUAAGUUGACGGUAAUACUUAAUCAUUCGUACCUAUACAAAAGUAUUAUGGGAAUGAGGAAAACAUCUAAGGAUUUAAACAACAAAAGAGCUUACCUUAAAAUUUUUCACUAUUUCGAUGACAUUUCCGAUUUGCAACAAGCCCUAGAAAAUGAUACUCACGCCCUGUUCAAAAUGAUCAAGUCAAUCAGCGAUUUAAAAAAAAAUAUCGGAACUAUAAGCACUUACCAAAUACCAAAAUAGCAAAUGAUUGCAAUUGUGAGGUAUUCUCAUCAUCAGAUUGAUGUACUCGUUGAUAGUAUAAUGAUACCAUCAUUGCUAUGAUUAAUAGAGAAAUAGAAUUAGCUAGGUAUCAU